AUGUCUUCUAUGGCGGUGAUCAUCUCCCACCCCGCCGCAAGCGUGGUCAAGAUCACGUUGAAUCGACCCCAGCGCCUAAACGCACUUAACGCUGAGCUUCUCUGUCAUUUAACUGAUGCACUGCGCGCUCAUGCAGACGCUCAUGUCAUCAUUCUAGAAGGCGCGGGGGACCGCGCAUUCUGCGCUGGCGAGGAUCUCAAGGAAACCCUCGCCCCCCGUACGGGAUCUGCAGAGGAACUCCGCAUCGCCUUCGGUCUACUACAGGAUAUCACACGACUGACCUCUUCAUCGUCAGCCAUCGUGGUGGCUGCCGUACACGGAUACGCGGUGGGCGGCGGAGCAGAGAUUGCCCUGGCCGCAGACUUCGUCGUGGGUGGCCCCAAUGCGAAGUUCAGAUUUCCCGAAGUGACGCUGGGUCAUGCCGUGACAGGUGGAAUUUCGCUGCGGCUAUCCCACAUGGUGGGCAUGCUGAAAGCCAAAGAGCUUCUCAUCCGUGGUCGAACUAUAGGAGCCCAGGAGGCGCUAGGGAUCGGUCUACUCACUGAGAUCGCCGAAGACCCGAAAGGACGUGCUGAAGAGCUGGCGUUGGAAAUUGCGCAGCUACCAAAAGCAGCGUCGUCUAGCCUCAAAAUGUCCCUCGAGCGAGGUGUUUUCCCAAACAUGGAAUCGACUCUACAUGAUGAGGUGAACACCGCCAGUUACUGUUUUGCUCGGAAGGAGGCAGCCGACGCUUUCGAAAAUUUCGCUCACCGAAAGCAAACAAAGCCAAAGAUUCGCGAUAUCAAUACUGCGAUGAAGACAGCUGUCAGAAAAUACCCUACCAAAGUGUUCAUUCGCUGUCAGGGCCUAGAUGUUACUUUUCAAGACUUUGAUCGCAGCGUGGCCGCCCUCGCUAGUGGACUGCGCAGAGCGGGAGUUCAAACGGGCGACCGAGUGCUCGUCAUGAUGAAGAAUAGUGUCGAGAUGGUUCAUACCUGGAUGGCUACCAACCGGCUAGGCGCCGUGUGGGUUCCGGUCAACACCGAUUGGCGGUCGUUGACGUUGAAAAAUGCUGUCGCUGCAGCAGAUGCGACACUGGUAAUUGUGGAUAACCAAUUUGUUGACCUAGUUGAAGCGUCUGGUGUAAUCAAGAGCGACUCUAUCUGGAUCCUUGGGAGUGGCAGUGCCCAGGACCUUUCCAAGCUCUACCUCAGCGAAGAACCCCUUGAGGAAUCCUUCGCUGCGACACCGGCUACUACCUCUGCGUUCUUGUAUACUAGCGGAACGACAGGCAAAUCCAAGCCAUGUAUACUCUCGCACGAAUACUUCAUUAUCCAGGCCACGCUCUUGAUGGAAAGCUGCAAGCUCCGGACAGAGGAUGUGCUCUACUGUCCAUUCCCAUUAUUCCACGCAGAUGCAACUGCACUUACCGUUAUUCCCAGCAUUCUCCUUGGUGCUACCGCCGCUCUGUCUCCCAGAUUUGCGGCAAGUCGAUUCUGGGACGAGAUCCGGGAGACCAAGGCAACAGUGUAUGAUUUCAUGGGGGCGACUCUAGCCCUGAUCUACAAGCAGCCCCCGAGCCCACUGGAUCGGGAGCAUGGAGUUCGACUCGCCUGGGGCGUUCCAAUUCCAGCGUUUGCUGACGAUUAUGAGCGGCGAUUCGGCCAUCCACUUCGUACCUUGUAUGGUAGUGUGGAGGCUAGCAUCCCUAUUGUGCAAGAAGGCCCUCUUGUUCCAGGAUCAUGUGGCAUCUUGCGCCCAGGGUACCAACUCCGCAUCGCCGACCAGGAAGACGAGUCACUGCCCCCUAAUACUCCGGGUCAGUUGUUGCUGCGCAGUGAAAACCCGAAUGCCUUCUUCCAGGGCUAUUUUAAUGACCCAGCAAAUACGGUCAAAACGUAUGCCAAUAUGUGGUUGCACACAGGUGACAUCGCGAAGGUGGAUGAACGCGGCAAUGUCUACUUUGUUGGCCGUAUCAAAGACAUUAUUCGACGGCGAGGGGAAAAUAUCAAUGCUCUAGAGGUGGAAGAGGAGCUUCUGCAGCAUCCCGAUGUCGUCAUCGUCGCUGCGUUUGCGAUUCCCAGCGAGCUGGGAGCGGGAACUGAAGAUGAUCUGAAGGUCGCGGUGAAGCUGCGCAAUAAGAGUACAAUUGAUGAGCACGCCUUAUGGCAAUGGUCGCAGCAGCAUAUGGCACGGCACCAGGUACCUACGGUGAUUGAGAUCGUGGAAGAACUGAAACAAACGCCAACUGGGAAGAUCGAGAAAGGCUCGCUGACGACAGAGGGCGGCAAAAGGUUUACAACGCGUCCCGCAAGACUCUAG
This is a messenger RNA of Penicillium concentricum, 2301 nucleotides long. RefSeq lists its product as uncharacterized. NCBI's taxonomy places the organism in Eukaryota, Fungi, Ascomycota, Eurotiomycetes, Eurotiales, Aspergillaceae. Gene Ontology annotation, biological process: fatty acid metabolic process. Bases 1 to 2301 code for a protein of 766 amino acids. The record is from RefSeq and is a predicted model, not a curated record. The transcript has a single exon. Gene Ontology annotation, molecular function: medium-chain fatty acid-CoA ligase activity.